Molecule: messenger RNA, 1044 nt
Organism: Tetrahymena thermophila SB210
Lineage: Eukaryota; Ciliophora; Oligohymenophorea; Hymenostomatida; Tetrahymenidae
Product: aldo/keto reductase family oxidoreductase
Exons: 1
Source: RefSeq, a predicted model, not a curated record
AUGGAAUAUAGACUUUUAGGUAACACUGGUUUGAAGGUAUCCGUAGUUAGCUUUGGAAACUGGCUUAACAGCGAUAGACCUGAUUGGUAACAACGUACCAAUCUUCAUGUUAAGAAAGCCUGGGACUUAGGUAUUAACUAUUUUGAUACCGCUGAAGGUUAUGGAUAAGGUGAAGGUGAAAGACAAAUGGGUAUUGCUUUAAAGGAAUUGAACGUUCCUCGUGAAGACUAUGUUGUCUCUACUAAGAUUUUCUGGGGCAAACCUACUGGAUCUUUAAACAACCUUGGAUUAAAUAGAAAACAUAUUAAGCAAGGUAUUAAGGCCUCCUUAGAGAGAUUAUAACUUUCUUACGUCGACGUUGUUUUCUGCCAUCGUUUUGAUCAUGAAACUCCUCUUGAAGAAGUUGCUAGAGCUUUUACUGAAUUAAUUUAAGAAGGUCUUGUCCAUUACUGGGGUACCUCUGAAUGGUCUGCUGCUAACAUUUUUGAAGCUAGAGAAAUCUGUGAAGCUAAAAACUUGAUUAAGCCUGUUGUUGAACAACCUCAAUACAACAUGUUUGUCAGAGAAUCAUUCGAAAAGGAUUAUGGUCGUCUCUUUGAUAUCUAUAAAUUAGGUUCUACUGUUUGGAGUCCUCUCUGUGGUGGUAUCUUGACAGGAAAAUACAACCAAGGUGGUAUUCCAUCAGGUGCUCGUUGGGACACUUUCAAUGAAAAUCCUUAUUUAAAGAGAGUAUGGGAUUCAUACUUUGCAGAUGACAAAAAGGACAAGUUAGUAAAGAUCCUUACAGGACUUGCUGAAAUUGCUAAAGAAUUAAAUAUUACCUAAGCCUAGCUUGCUAUGGCCUGGGUUAUUGCUAAUAAGGAUGUCUCUACUGCCAUCACUGGUUGUUCUUCUCCUGAACAGUUAGAAGAUGUUGUUAAAUCAGUUCAAGUCUACAAGACCUUAACCCCUGAGAUUUUUGCUAGAAUUGAAGCUUUACUCAGUAACAGACCUGACCAUGGUCUUAACUUUAAAACUUGGGUUCCCUUAAAUCCUAGAAGAUGA